Loxodonta africana (African savanna elephant) is the source of this 2362-nucleotide messenger RNA. RefSeq names its product progestin and adipoQ receptor family member 7 (gene PAQR7). Gene Ontology annotation, molecular function: steroid binding; nuclear steroid receptor activity. Gene Ontology annotation, cellular component: plasma membrane. The transcript has 2 exons. Lineage: Eukaryota; Metazoa; Chordata; Mammalia; Proboscidea; Elephantidae. Gene Ontology annotation, biological process: response to steroid hormone. Bases 94 to 1140 code for a protein of 348 amino acids. The record is from RefSeq and is a predicted model, not a curated record.
UCUGCCGGCCCGUCUGCGGUCACGGACGGAAGCGGCGGACGGCAACUUCUCCAGCUCUGCUCUGGCCGCAGCUCCCUGUCCGGGCCCACAGCCAUGGCCACAGCAAUGGCCCAGAAGCUCAGUCAUCUCCUGCCUAGCUUGAGACACAUCUGCCAGGAGUCUCAGCCAUCUAUGCAGCCAGGGCCUGUCUUCACGGUGGACCGGGCCGAGGUGCCACCCCUCUUCUGGAAGCCAUACAUCUAUGUGGGCUACCGGCCACUGCACCAGACCUGGCGCUUCUACUUCCGCACACUGUUCCUGCAGCACAAUGAGGUGGUGAACGUGUGGACCCACCUGCUGGCGGCCCUGGUGCUCCUGCUGCGGCUGGCCAUCUUUGUGGGUACCGUGGACUUCUGGGGGGACCCACAUGCCCUGCCCCUCUUCAUCAUCGCCUUUGCCUCCUUCACCUACCUCUCCCUCAGUGCCUUGGCUCACCUCCUGCAGGCCAAGUCUGAGUUCUGGCAUUACAGCUUCUUCUUCCUGGACUACGUGGGUGUGGCCGUGUACCAGUUUGGCAGUGCCUUGGCUCACUUCUACUACGCCAUUGAGCCCGCCUGGCAUGCCCAGGUGCAGGGCAUUUUCCUGCCUAUGGCUGCCUUUCUUGCCUGGCUUUCCUGCACUGGUUCCUGCUACAACAAAUACAGCCAGAAGCCAGGCCUGCUGGGUCGCACUUGCCAGGAGGUGCCCUCGGCGCUGGCUUAUGCGCUAGACAUCAGCCCUGUGGUGCACCGCAUCUUGGUGUCCCCUGAUCCUAGCUUGGACGACCCUGCUCUUCUCUACCACAAGUGCCAGGUGAUCUUUUUCCUGCUGGCUGCUGCUUUCUUCUCGGCCUGUAUGCCUGAACGCUGGUUCCCUGGCAGCUGCCACAUCUUUGGGCAGGGCCACCAACUCUUCCAUGUUUUCUUGGUCAUGUGUACGCUGGCUCAGCUGGAGGCCGUGGCACUGGACUAUGAGGCCCGGCGGCCCAUCUAUGAGCCCCUGCACACCCGCUGGCCCCACAACUUCUUUGCCCUCUUCCUGCUUACUGUGGGCAGCAGUGUCCUCACCGCGCUCUUCCUAAGCCAGCUGGUGCGACGCAAACUUGAGAAGAAGGCCAAGUGAAGGUGGUGGCAGCUGCUGGGGAGGGAGGUGUAGGGGCUCAAGGGUCCAGGCUUGGCUCCAGGUGGGAACAAGGCCUGGUAAAGCCUUUUGUGUCUGGCCCGCGGUAACUCUCUGUGUACACCUCAGCUGCCAAGGGCAGCACUGGCUAGUCCUUGGAUUUGGGGGUCGGCUGGGAGCUGCUGGGGUCCUCUCCUGGGUGUGCCCCAGCUCUCUGCCCUGGGAGAGGGAAAGAGAUAAAGGUGUGGGGUACCCUGGCUAGUCCCUCCUUUGCUUCUCAUUAGGGGUGGAGCUAGGGGCCAGCUUGGGCCAGGACCCUGGUUUGGAGUCCUCCCAGAUUAUUGGGGAGAAGGUGGAAUUUAGGCUAGAAUCGAUUUGAUCUGAGAGAUAGGGGAGGCCUCAGCACCCCACUCUACCCAGAUUUCAUUGGUAGAUGGGGAAAGUGUAGGCUUAAAAUGUGUACAGGAUGUUACUAUCCCUUGAACCCUAGGCUAGGGUGUUGGAGCUCCAGAGAGCCCCCAGAGGUAGAAGAUUGUGCCAGACCUACAUGGAGCCUAUCCAGUGCUGCUACACCCCUUCAGUCACCAUCUCAGAUGGUGAGCCCCAACUCUCCUAGCUCCGGCCUCCAUGUCCACAAACCCUGCUCCCAGCUUCUCGCCUGGCUCCUUCAUUCACGAUUCAGUGAUCCAUUCAGCGACAGGCCACAGGCUGGGGAUCAGUGCCAGAUGAUCGAGGCUUUAAUCAGUGUUGCCCUGACCUCAGGGUCCUGGGCCGGAAAGGGUGAGUAGGAGUUUGCAGGUGGAGAAGAGGAAAGGCAUUCCAGGCAGAGGAAAAAAUCUGUGCAAGGCCCAGAGGUGGGGAAGGAGUUCUGUGGGGCUGAGGCUAUGGAUGAGCUGGACUCUAAUGUGUCCUGGAUGCAAUAAAGUGACUGUGAUAGCAACUGCCUCUCUCUGCUUUUUCUCUCCUGUCCCAGGGAGGGUGCCCUGGGUCCCCUGUGGGCUCCGGUAAGUGUUGGAGGAGGUUUUCCAGAGGAAAAUGGGGCCCCUGGGGGUGGGGGCAGGGUGGGAAGGCAGUUCCUGUUUAUCCUUGCCUAGGGGUUUUUUCUUUUUUUAGGGGUGGGCAGUAGUUAAGAGUUGGCUGCUAACCAAGAGAUCAUCAGUUUGAAUCCAACAGACACUCCUUGGAAAUCCUGUGGGGAAGUUCUACCCAGUCCUAUAGGAUCGCU